Messenger RNA from Vidua chalybeata, 1480 nucleotides. It is a transcript of the gene STING1, whose product is annotated as stimulator of interferon response cGAMP interactor 1. The transcript has 6 exons. The record is from RefSeq and is a predicted model, not a curated record. The coding region runs from base 75 to 1226 and encodes 383 amino acids. Gene Ontology annotation, cellular component: autophagosome; endoplasmic reticulum membrane. NCBI's taxonomy places the organism in Eukaryota, Metazoa, Chordata, Aves, Passeriformes, Viduidae. Gene Ontology annotation, molecular function: 2',3'-cyclic GMP-AMP binding; cyclic-di-GMP binding. Gene Ontology annotation, biological process: autophagosome assembly; positive regulation of macroautophagy; activation of innate immune response.
CCGUGGCUGCUGAGGACGAGCCGCUGCUGUGGGCGCCGGGGACAAGGUGCUGCUGACGCCCCUGUCCGCCGCACAUGUCCCGGGAGCCGUGGCGGGCGCGGCAGCGCUGUGCCCCGCUGAUCCCGCGGGCCCGCGGCGGGCGGGCGCAGCGCGCCGUGUACGUGCUGCUGGCGGCCUGUGCCGGGGCCCUGCUCCUCGCCGGGCAGCCCCUCGUGCCCACCGCCCGCAGCCUCGCCUGCCACUUCGCCACCCUGCAGGUCGGGGAGCUGCUCAAGGGCGUCUGCUACCUGGCCGAGGAGAUCUUCCACCUCGACUCCAGGCACCGCGGCAGCUUCUGGAGGGCCCUGAGCACCUGCUUCCCCCCACGCUGGCACGGGCCCAUGCUGCUCGUCUGUGGCUCAGCCUACGUGGCUGUCCUCAGUGAUGGGCAGCAACUUGGCCUCCACCUCAUCCUGGCCAGUCUGUGCCAGCUCCUCAUCCUUGCCCUGGGGCUCCAGAAGCCCUCAGCAGUGGAGAUGUCAGAGAUGUCCGAGAGGUCCAAGCAGAACGUCGCUCAUGGGCUUGCCUGGUCCUAUUAUGUUGGGUACCUAAAAAUAGUCCUGCCACGGUUGAAACAGUCCAUGGAGGAAUUCAGCAGAACCAAUCCCAACCUGCCGGCGUGCAGGAAGACCUGGAAGCUCCACAUCUUGGUCCCUCUGAGCUGUGAUAUCUAUGAUGACCUAGAGAAAGCUGACAGCAAUAUCCAGUACGUGACAGAGCUCACUGAAAUCAUCCUGGCCCGAGGUGGCAUCAAAAAGAGGGUCUACAAACACAGCCUCUACGCAAUCACAGAUGAAGAAAACCAGCUCUGGCACUGUGCUGUGGAAUAUGCCACCCCGCUGCAGACCCUCUUCGCCAUGUCCCAGGAGGAGUGUGCUGCCUUCAGCCGGGAGGAGCGCCUGGAGCAGGCCAAGCUUUUCUACAGGACCUUGGAGGAGAUCCUGAAAGGCUCCAAGGAGUGUGCAGAUGCCUACCGGCUCAUUGCCUACGAGGAGCCAGAAGAAGCAGAGACCCACUUUUUGUCCAGAGAGAUCCUGUGGCACUUGCGGCAGGAGCACCUCGAGGAGAUCGCCGUGCUCGAGCGGAGCCACGCGCACAGCCCAUCCACAGCCCUGGACUCGGCAGAGCUCAACCUGCAGAUCAGCACGUCAGACCUGCCGCAGCCCCUGCGCACCGAUGGCUUCUGACACACAGCCCCUCACCGCCCCUUGGGGCUUGGGCCACCCUUCCCCAGCCCCCUUCCUCUUGGAGCACGUGCUACCCAUGGCUGCAACCCCCAGCUCCCACCCAAACCUCCUGUGCACCACGGUUACUGGAGCAGCUGACUCAGCCCACAGCCCUGUGACAUUGCUUCCCAUUUUCUUUGUUAUGUACUGCUCUGAUGUUCUUCUGUGGGUGUGUUGGUUUUUUAUCUGUUUUGUGUCAUAUAAAGCACUUUCCU